CUAUGGUUUACAGUCAUUUUUGAUUUCAGAAGGUCGUCUGUCGUGGACAAAUUGUCAAAGUAUGGACGAAAUCGAAAAAGAGAAAAUAGCUGCAUUGCCAUCUCAACUACUAGUCACGACAAUAUGCCACCCAAUGGAAUAUGCGAAAGUUCUCAUUCAAUUGGGCUACGAACCAUUACCUCCUCGCCGGUCAACAACACUCUUCGGCCGCCCUGCCAUGGUAUUACCUAACGUUUUCCAAUACAUAAAGUAUAUCAAGGCUUCAGAUGGAUUUUUUGGAUGCUAUAGAGGACUCUCCGCCCGUGUGCUGGGGUUGAUAGCGACCAGUCAACUCACGUCAAAAGUGAUUUAUGUUUGUGGCAUCAACCUGCCUGAAAUCAAUGACCCACCAAACAUCGUCACCGAUGAGGAACCUAAAGUAGAGGAUUACAUCAAGCUCGGCCGACGAGACAUGAUAAUGCAUACGGCUUCAGUCAUCGUGUCAUACCCAUUCCAUGUAGUUGCACUGAGAAUGAUGGCUUCAUUUGUGGGUAAAGAGGAAGAAUAUAGCACAUUGAUCGGCGCCAUCGUAUCUAUUUACAGAGACGAUGGAAUACGUGGGUUUUUCCAUGGAAUUAUUCCUAAAAUGCUUGGUGACUUGACAUGUGUAGCUGUCACAGGUGUGUUGGCUUACUAUGUAAACAAAUAUUUGGUUAAGACCAAAGACCUUAGAUAUUAUACGGUCCCAUUACUAACAUUUGUUACCAGCACUAUCACUUAUCCACUAGUUGUGGUAUCUACUUGUAUGGCAGUUGCUGGCUCAAGUCUCAAGGCUGGCAACCCUCCUGCUAUGCCCAAAUAUCCAUCUUGGCAAGCAUGUUGGAGAGAUUUACUGAGAAACAAACAACAUAAACGUGGUUCCUCUCUAAUCUUUAGGUACUACAUAGCUCCAAUUGCAGCUAUGCAGUAGUUACCCUGAGACUAAUAUUAAUGCAUUUAUCUGUUUGGAUUUAUUUGCUAAGUGAUAUUCCACAACCACCAAAGUAGUGUCAAUCUCUUGUAGAGAGUUAAAUAUUAUGUAAAAUGAAUGUAAAUAAUUAUAGUAUAAAUGGUGUACUAUGUGGAUUCUUGUUUUGCUAGAUUGUUGAUUCAAGGUGUGGUUAUAUUUAAAUAAAAUUAUUUUAUUUGUCA
Messenger RNA from Galleria mellonella (greater wax moth), 1170 nucleotides. It is a transcript of the gene Mtch, whose product is annotated as mitochondrial carrier homolog 2-like. The record is from RefSeq and is a predicted model, not a curated record. Bases 62 to 949 code for a protein of 295 amino acids. The transcript has a single exon. Lineage: Eukaryota; Metazoa; Arthropoda; Insecta; Lepidoptera; Pyralidae.